AUGGCUGACCCAGUUACCUGCCACAUUCUGGAUACCACUAAAGGUAAACCCGCUUUUAACGUGGAUUGUGCCAUCUUCCAGCUGUCCCCAUCUGUGGACGUAGUACUUGACAACGAGAUCGGCAAUGAAAGACCAUUUGCUGUGGCAAAAACUAAUGAAGACGGCAGAAUCCCUUAUUGGAUAAUUGAUCCAAAACUUAGCAGAGGCAAACAAGAAGUACUAGGAAUAAAGGACGAUAAGUGGAAGACUUUGACCCCAGGAAUUUAUAAGAUAAGAUUUCAUGUUAAGAAGUACUUUCAAGCAACUGGAACUACAACUUUUUUCCCAUUUGUGGAUAUCAUUUUCCAGAUAGAUGACCCGCCUGAAAAUCACUACCAUAUUCCUUUAUUAUUGUCCAAUCAUAGUUAUACUACAUAUCGAGGGAGUUAA
Molecule: messenger RNA, 429 nt
Organism: Komagataella phaffii GS115
Lineage: Eukaryota; Fungi; Ascomycota; Pichiomycetes; Pichiales; Pichiaceae
Exons: 1
Coding region: 1-429 (142 amino acids)
Biological process (GO): purine nucleobase metabolic process
Molecular function (GO): hydroxyisourate hydrolase activity
Source: RefSeq, a predicted model, not a curated record